Drosophila willistoni is the source of this 2638-nucleotide messenger RNA. It is a transcript of the gene Mov10, whose product is annotated as putative helicase MOV-10. Gene Ontology annotation, biological process: regulatory ncRNA-mediated post-transcriptional gene silencing. Gene Ontology annotation, molecular function: 5'-3' RNA helicase activity; RNA binding. Lineage: Eukaryota; Metazoa; Arthropoda; Insecta; Diptera; Drosophilidae. The transcript has 5 exons. The record is from RefSeq and is a predicted model, not a curated record. Bases 151 to 2568 code for a protein of 805 amino acids. Gene Ontology annotation, cellular component: P granule; cytosol.
AACGUUCUUAAGUAACGGCGCUUUUGCUUCGGAGAAUCGAAUUACAAAAAAAAGAAAAGUUUCCAAGAAGUUAGCUUAGUUAGCUUAGCGCUUGUAAAAUUUUAAUGCAAUUUUCCGUGGUUCCCCAUCAACUAAAUUUCAUUUGCAAUAAUGCAAGCAAGCAAUAUGGACCUAAUCGGGGUUGACUUGCAUUUGUCCAGAAUGGCCCAACUGGUUGAGUCACAACGCAAAAACGCAAACAUCUCAUUAAAUAUGACCUGCGAGGCGGAAUCGGUUUUAAAACAAUUAAGAAUCAAGAGGCUUGUAAAUAGUCUGGACGAUUAUGAGCCAAGUAAGGAGAUGCUCGAUUCGCUGAAAUUGAAUUUCACACAUGAAAGUCUGAUCGUGCAGAAUCCAAUAUUUGCUGAUUACUUGGUCACACAGCAAUUGGAAUUCUAUAAUGCUUGCACGGUGAUGAAAACUUUGCUCACCAUCGAGGAUAUAUCCAAAAUGAAGCUAUAUGCACCGCUCGUUGAAUCGAAUGUAGUCAUUCAUAAGGUUUCGCGACGUUGCUAUUCCUUUGAACUGAAAAACUAUGACAAAUCCAUAAAUUUGGAGGAUUUGAUCACAUCGAAAAUGGAUGAAGUGGUUAUUAUACCUAAAUGUAGUCUAUUGGUUUCACCAUUGCCACCGUCAAUUCUGUGCUUGCUGCCCCACUGUCACGAGGGCUUGGGCAGAAAAGAUCCGAAUCGUCGUUCUGUAGCCGGGGUGGAGCAGGUGACUGGCUCAAAAAUAGAUAUAGUUUUUCAAAAAACUUCGUGUCCACGAGAAGAAGAGUUUCUGGGAAAGUCUUUUACCAUUAUUAUACGCUCCAAACGCACGCCCUUUCGUCUAAUGUAUCGGGCAUUGGAAAUCCUACAGGAAAGUCCUUUGGUUCGUCGCUAUUUGUUUCCUUUUCCUGGUUGGUUGAAUGACAUCUCAGCUCGUCCGGAGAAUUCUCUACCCACUUGGAUGCGUUCUAACCCAGGGGCAGAGCCUCUGGCGGCAUUGGCUCCUUUGUGUCUCAUCAACGAGACAAUAGCAUCUAAUCCUGAGCAAUUGCAGGCAAUUGGACGUAUUUUGGCUGGACCCAGUCUAAAAGCUCCCUUUAUAGUGUUCGGACCGCCAGGUACUGGAAAGACCACAACAAUAGUCGAAGCUAUUCUACAAUUGCGUCUUGCGCAACCAUCUUGUAAAAUCCUUGUGACCGCCGGCUCCAAUUCGGCUUGUGACACCAUUGCCCAAAGAUUGUGCGAGUAUUUUGAAAGUAAUGAUCGUCUAAAGGAAUACUUGAUUCCCGAAACCCAAAUGCCUUCCCAACCAAUGGCCAAGAGUAAUGUCAAAGUGCUCCAGGCAGUGCCUAGACGUCGUUUACCCAAAGGUCUGCUACGAUUGUUUUCGCGCUCCAUUUGCGACAAGGGAUUGAACACGGUGUCGCCCAUGUUACGCAGAUAUUCAAAUUGCUGGAUGGGCCACUAUAUGCAUAUGAAAGUGAAGGAAAUCCAAGGUUAUGAUAUUGUAGUGGCUACCUUAUGCACGGUCGGACGCCUGGCUACCGAAUAUCCUUGUUUUACUCACAUAUUUAUCGAUGAGGCUGGAGCCAGCACCGAACCGGAAGCUCUUAUUGGUAUUAUGGGCAUAAGGCAUCGCAAGGAUUGUCAUGUGAUCCUCUCCGGUGAUCACAAGCAAUUGGGCGCAGUGCUUGAAAAUAAAGCAGCCGAUAAUCUGGGUCUAGGACGUUCACUUAUGGAGCGUCUUCUAUCCACAGAGUACUAUAAAGUCGACGAUAAUGGCAACUAUGAUCGCUCCCUGCAGGCCCGACUCCGCCGUAACUAUCGCUCUCAUCCGGAAAUUGUACGUCUCUAUAAUACACUCUACUACAAUGGUGAAUUAUUGGCUCAUGCCCAACUAAAGCAUGUGAACCAUUUGGCCAAUUGGAAUCUCCUGCCAAAUCCAGAGUUUCCAAUCAUUUUUCAAGCCACGCAUGGCAAAAUGCUUAAGGACAAGGAAUCGUCCAGUUCAUACAAUGAUUUGGAAAUAGAAGUUGUCUGCUGGUAUGUGCGUCGUCUUCUAGAACGUGGCGGUGGCUUGGAAGUCGAGCAGACUGAUAUUGGCAUUGUGGCUCCCUAUUUAGCUCAGGGACGAGUGCUGAGCAAACGCUUAAAGCGUCAAGGUCACGGACAGGUGGAGGUUGGCACCGUUGAGAGCUACCAGGGGCGGGAGAAACCCAUCAUAAUUGUCACAUUGGUGCGCUCUUUCAAAUCUAUUGGUUUCAUGCAGAAUCCGCGACGCAUCAAUGUAUUUCUAUCGCGUGCCAAAUCUUUGCUUAUACUCGUUGGCAACCCGGUGACUCUACGUCACAAUGAGGACUUUAAUUACCUCAUAAAUGAGUGCAAACGGCAUGGUACUUAUCUAUUCAAGAAGAAGGAUCCUUUGGUCAGGCCAUGCUUUCUACCGGAUACGGUUGACGAAGAUGACAAUGAUGAUGAAUUAAUCAACAAAAUGUUAAAUGUUACCAUCAACAAGUCCGACGGUUGCCAAGUGAAUUAGUGCUAAAAAUUUCUGAAAUUUUUGCGCCAUAAUAUUAAACUUUAAGAUAUUAAAAUGUAAUUGAAUUGUG